AUGGACUCCUCUUUUUUCACUAUUCUGCCAAACAACUACAGCAACCAGACAUGUGACUUGUAUGUCCACCGCAGUAAAGCAAGGAUACUAAUGCCACUGUUCUACAGCUGUGUUUUCUUGAUUGGGUUAAUUGGAAAUGUCAUUGCUUUGCUAGUGAUUUAUCAAAACAGAAGAAAACUGAACUCUACCACUCUUUACUCAACGCAUCUUGUUAUUUCAGAUAUAUUCUUUGUUUUCUCUCUGCCAACAAGAAUCGCGUACUAUGCUCUGGGAUUUCACUGGCUAUUCGGGGAGGUUUUUUGUCGAAUCACGUCCCUUAUUUUUUAUAUCAAUACCUAUGCCAGUGUAAACUUCAUGACAUGCUUGAGCGUUGACAGGUUCUUCGCUGUCGUGCAUCCUUAUCGAUAUAACAAAAUCAGAAGAGCUAACUGUGCAAAGCUCAUUUGUAUUUUAGUCUGGCUGAUUGUCUUUUUUCAAACCCUUCCAUUACUUUUACAACCGAUGUCGAAAAAAGAGCCGGAUGAAAAGAUCACAUGUAUGGAAUAUCCAAACUUUGAGACAAUACCAAAUCUGCCAUUACUGCUUCUCGGAGCAUGUUUUAUCGGUUAUUUAAUACCUCUAGUAACGAUAUUGGUUUGCUAUUCCCAAAUAAGCAAAAACCUCUAUCAAUCGGCAAAGAAAAAUCCAUUAAUGGAAAAAUCUGGUACAAACAAAAAAGCUAUCAACACCAUCAUUUUAGUCAUUGUCGUGUUUUUCUUUUGCUUCACUCCUUAUCACAUUGCCAUUAUACAGCAUAUGUUUAAGAAGCUCACUUAUACACCAGACUGCAAGGAGCAGCAGUACUUUCAAUUAUCCCUCCACAUUACUGUGUGUCUAAUGAACAUGAACUGCGGUUUGGAUCCCUUCAUCUACUUCUUUGCAUGUAAGGGGUACAAGAGAAAAGUGCUAAGGAUCCUGAGACAACAAGUUAGCAUAUCCUCCUCAAGUGCCACUCGGCCAGCUGCUGAGGAAAGUUCCCGUGACAUUGUGCCAUGCCAAUCAAUAGUUCAACCCAACACCGUGCAUUUAACUGACCACACUAAUACUCUGUAACAAAACUCAUACGCCGUACGUGAAAGACAUUUAUGGAAAACAAGAAAGCAAAUUGUGCAUUUAGAUACUGUGAAUUUAAAACACCGUUGCUUUCAUGGAUUUUACGGCUUGCAGUAAGCAUGAUGAUUUCCCAAACAUACAGGGGUUUUUAGGCUUAAUACAAUAAAUAUUUGUUCUUGGACCAACAGCAGAAGCU
Molecule: messenger RNA, 1288 nt
Organism: Spea bombifrons (plains spadefoot toad)
Lineage: Eukaryota; Metazoa; Chordata; Amphibia; Anura; Pelobatidae
Gene: GPR183
Product: G protein-coupled receptor 183
Exons: 1
Coding region: 1-1092 (363 amino acids)
Biological process (GO): G protein-coupled receptor signaling pathway
Cellular component (GO): membrane
Molecular function (GO): oxysterol binding; G protein-coupled receptor activity
Source: RefSeq, a predicted model, not a curated record